AUGAACCAAGAAUUGAAAAAAUUAAUGGAUGGUUGUCAAGGGCCCAAUGUUUUUCAGCAACAACAAUUUGAUUGUGACCCAAGCCAAAAACCCCAAGAUCAAAAGAUUUUGAGUGGUGAAGAUGUUCAUUUAUUUAUAAGCUCUGAAAAAAAGGAAUCUCAAAUAGAUGUGGUCCAAAAAGAUAAAAAUGGUGAUCUCUCCCUUGAAAAUAAUAAAAUAGAAGAUACGUAA
Molecule: messenger RNA, 231 nt
Organism: Dictyostelium purpureum
Lineage: Eukaryota; Evosea; Eumycetozoa; Dictyosteliales; Dictyosteliaceae
Exons: 1
Coding region: 1-231 (76 amino acids)
Source: RefSeq, a predicted model, not a curated record